Betta splendens (Siamese fighting fish) is the source of this 7129-nucleotide messenger RNA. It is a transcript of the gene plcl1, whose product is annotated as phospholipase C like 1. Gene Ontology annotation, molecular function: phosphatidylinositol-4,5-bisphosphate phospholipase C activity. Gene Ontology annotation, biological process: intracellular signal transduction; lipid metabolic process. The record is from RefSeq and is a predicted model, not a curated record. The transcript is spliced from 12 exons. The coding region runs from base 620 to 4096 and encodes 1158 amino acids. Lineage: Eukaryota; Metazoa; Chordata; Actinopteri; Anabantiformes; Osphronemidae.
CGAGGGAUGAAGAGAAGGGCGGCGCGGCUGUCAGUUGUUUCCUCGCGUCGUCCGAAGUGGGCAGCUGCGGCUCGGACUGCGACCAGGCGGCCGUUUCCCGGGUCCAGUCAGGGACGAGCGCGGAGCCGCCGACCGCCUCCUCCACCGGCGCGUGCGCGGCGCGAGUUCGCUCCUCUUUGCACUUUGGCUUCGCGGCGCCUCGUAGCCGGCGCUGGACUGUUUUCAAAGCUCUUCUUCCUCCAAACACCGCCUCGCGCGCACUCGCUCACCGCCGGAUGCUGUGACGCCUGGAGGACGAGGCGACGGAGACCUGUUGCGCGUCCGCGGGGAGCGCGCCGGUCCAGGACCGCGGGAAGCGGACGCUACGUGCAUGCGAUGCUUUGAUUUGAACGGAGGGCGUUGGAGCGGAGCUGGAACGGACUGAGCCUAAAGUCGACGCGGCCGCUGCUACUGACUGUGGGAAUCUCUCCAUAAUCAACCGAAGCGUCAUCUCCAGUGUGACCGAGCGGCUGCGCGGCUGAUGCUUGAAGAUCCGCUUUGUGCUUGAAUGGCUCCCACGCGCAGCGGAGGCAAACUUUAUUCAGGUCGAGUUCACUAAUUUGCUCCGCUUCUCGUCGACAUGUCUGAGCGCGAGGGCUGCGGAGACGGACCGUGCGGCGACGGAGCGCCCGAAUGCGUCCCGCCCCGCGCGUCCCGCGGCCGGCGCAGCGGCGUCGUCCUCCCCGGCGGCCCCGACACGGACACCAUCCUGCUGGAGUCGGUGAAGGCGGCGCCCCGACGCAGCAGCAUCAUCAAGGACCCCUCGGUGCAGAAGGUGGGUGGAGGCAGGAAGAAGACGGUGUCCUUCAGCAGCAUGCCCUCUGAGAAGAAGGUGAGCAGCGCGGCCGACUGCUUGGCCUUCAUGCAGGGCGGGUGCGAGCUCAAGAAGAUCCGGCCCAACUCCAGGGUCUAUUGUCGCUUCUACACCCUGGAUCCUGACCUGAGCUGUUUACGCUGGGAGCCGUCUAAGAAGGAUGGAGACCGGGCCCGGCUGGACGUCUCCAGCAUCCGAGAGGUCCGCACCGGGAAGAGCACCGAGACCUUCCUCCACAACGGGCCGCUGUCCGAACACCUGGCCGAGGAGGCGGCCUUCUCCAUCAUACACGGGGACGAGUACCAGUCCCUGGACUUGGUUGCGCUGUCUGCAGAUGUGGCCAACAUCUGGGUGACGGGGCUGCGCUUCCUGCUGGCUCAUCCCUCGGUGGUCGGCGGGGCUGGGGGCGGGGGCGGAGGAGGCGGGGCGCUGGGCGAGGGAGGGGUCAUGGUGGUCGAGGGCACGCUGGGCGGAAAGAUGAGGAGCGAGUGGCUGGCGGCCGAGUUCGAGCGGGUGGACGAGGACGGCUACGGCAUCGUGUCGGAGGACGUGGCCGUCGCCACCAUCUGCAAACUGUGUCCUGGCAUCAGGGAAGCAAAGGUCCGCCUGCGCUUCAAGGAGAUCCAGCGAAGCAAAGAGAAGCUGACCUCCCACGUGACCCGCGAGGAGUUUCAGGAGGCCUACUGCGAGCUCUGCACCCGGCCCGACGUCUACUUCCUGCUGGUGCAGCUGUCCAAGGAGCGGGAGUGUCUGGACCCCCAGGACCUGCGCCUCUUCCUGGAGACGGAGCAGGGCUUGUCGCUGGCCACCACUGAGGGCUGCUGGGAGCUGCUGAGGCGCUACGAGCCCUCGGCCCAGGGCAGGGAGCGAGGCCUGCUGGGCCUGGACGGCUUCGCCCGCUACCUGCAGUCGCCCGAGUGUCAGCUGCUGGAUCCGGAGCACGUGGGGGUCUGUCAGGACAUGAACAUGCCUCUGUCCCACUACUACAUCAGCACCUCGUACCGCUCCUACCUGCUGGACGACCAGGUCCACGGCCGGGCCGACCUGGGGGGGCUCAUCAGGGCUCUGCAGAGCGGCUGCCGCUGCCUAGAGCUGGGGGUGACUGACGGGCCCGAGGGGGAGCCUCUGCUCGGGGUGGACUAUGGGCCAGACGUGCCCCGCCACCAUCACCACCACCCCCACCACCACCACGCCCCCGUCACCGUGCGCUCGGCCCUGGAGGUGCUCAACAAGUACGCCUUCCUCACCUCCCAGUACCCUCUGCUGGUGUACCUGUGCCACCGCUGCUCUCCUUCCCAGCAGUGCGCCAUGGCUCAGCACCUGAAGAAGGUGUUUGGCUCCCGUCUCUACACCCCGGACGCGCUGCCCGUCAGUCUGGGAGGGCGCGCCACAAGCUUACCCUCCCCGGAGCAGCUGAAGGGACGCGUCCUUAUCGUGGGGAAGAAGCUCCCGCCAGAGCACGAGGGCUCUGACGGGGAGGUGUCUGAGGAAGAUGAGGAAAUAGGAGGAGGGGGGCCUCUGGCAGGACGCCGGAUGACCAUACCCGGCGAGGAAGAACUGGGGGUGGUCCUGGUGGUGCCCCCGCCCUCCCAGCCCCGGAAGCUGCGCCUCCACAGGGAGCUCUCGGACCUGGUGUCCAUCGUCCGGACCGGAAGCCGCACCUUCUACGCCCAGCGAGCCUCCCACAAGCAGCAGCAGUCGCCCCCCAGCAGCCCCUCCUCCCCCAGCACGCCCAUGCUCACGGAGCCUCCGUACUGGACAAUGUGCUCCCUGGGCGAGGGGGAGGCCGGCCGGCUGACCAGCGAGAGCCCGGAGGACCUGGUUGUGUUCACCAAGCGCACCCUGACCAGGGUACGACCCAGCUCGGUGCGCUUGGACUCCAGUAACCCCAACCCUCAGGGCUACUGGAAGGGAGGGGUCCAGCUCGUGGCCUUGAACCAGCAGACGCCCGGCGCCAUGCUGGACCUGCACAGAGGCCGCUUCUCUCAGAACGGGGGGAGCGGGUACGUUCUGCGACCCGCCGUGAUGACGGACGAGGUGUCGUACUUCAGUGCCCACACGCAGGGGUGCGUGCCAGGAGUCCCGCCGCAGACUCUGCGCAUCAAGGUGAUCAGUGCCCAUAACCUGCCCAAGCCUCAGGGAUCCGGGGCGAAAGGCGAGGUCAUCGACCCGUACGUGGUUCUGGAGCUGCAUGGCGUCCCGGCCGACUGCGCCGAACAGCGGACCCGCACCGCUGCCCAGAACCAGGACGACCCCCUGUUUGACGAGACCUUUGAGUUUCAGGUCAGCAUGCCGGAGCUGGCCUUGCUGCGCUUCGUGGUCCUGGACGACGACUACAUCGGAGACGACUUCAUUGGCCAGUACACCGUGGCCUUCGAGUGCCUUCAGCCUGGGUACCGUAACGUGCCCCUGCUGGGUUUGGCGGGAGACCCCUUACCUCACACCAGUCUGUUCGUCCACGUGGCGGUCACCAACCGGCGAGGAGGCGGGAAGGCCCAGCGCCGAGGCCUGUCGGUGAGGAGAGUGGGGAGACGGGGGCGGGAGUACGUGACUCUGAGGCACGCUGGCAUCAAGGCGGUGGACGACACCUUCAAACCGGCCAGCGCCCCUCUGAAGGAGGCAACAGACCUGCGGGAGGAGGCUCAGAGCACGACGGCCAGCUUCAAGGAGCAGUGUGGGCUCCCCACGGUGGCCAAACUCAAGCAGUGCAUCGAGAGCCUGGCCACGCGGCUGCAGAGCCCCGAGGGCGGGCUGGGGGCCGCCAUGGUGCUGAAGGAGGGCUACCCGUGUCUGGAGCCCCUGCUCAGCCUGUCGGAGCCCACACGCAAGCUUCUGGCUGCCUACAACACGAUGAUCGCAGCCCAGAAACAGCUGAUUGAGAACGCUGACGCCGUUCAGGAGAGGAUCGCUCAGGUGCAGAGAGAAGGGAUGGACUUCCACGAGGAUCUUCCUCGGCUCGGGGAGAAGGAGGGGCUGAAGGGACGCAAGCUAAGCAAAGCUGUGGAGAGUUUCACCUGGAACAUCACGGUCCUGAAGGGCCAGAGCGAUUUGUUGCGGGGCGCUAAGAUGGACUCCCUGGAUGCCCUGCGGCAGCUGGCUCUGGCCUGUGAAGCCUGCGGACUCACCUCCUCCUCCUCUUCCUCCAACUCCUCCUCCUCCACAUUCUCCAUGGCGGAGCUGCACUACUCCUCCCACCCCCCGUCUGGCCGCCGAAGCAGCACACACGGCAACGGGCGCAUCUGACCUCCGGUGCCCCCGCGUUCCCGGCGAUGAGCAGUGUGUGGCCAGAGGAAGGAGGAGGAACGCUUCAUCAGAGACCGGACUAGUGUGUGAGGACACAGUCCACACGACGGUGUGGGUUUCCCUCGUUAGGGAGGAAGUCACCUGAGCUCCUGGUGACAACUAGACUGCUUACGACCCUCUGUUUAAUGAGCUACAGUAGGAGUAGGAGCCGCCGAUGGACGAAGCCUUAUUCCUCAGCAUUUCGGCUUUUUCACCUUAACCCUGAACUUUGCUCAGAUUAAAGAUAAAGACACAAGAACGUUUCAUGUUUAAUGGCCAAGAGCUUCUUAACAUUAAUACAAACACCCCUGACUGAACACACUCCCUGCUUCAACUCGGUAAAACACGACGAGCAGGUGCUUCUUUAGUUUAACAGAGAUCUAUGAGGUUUAGGUUCAAACGGGCACGGCCUGACGUCGCUACCGCGCGCUGGCUGCUGCUCAUCUCUGCGCCCACCGUGCGUCGGGCUGUGGUGCGGUGGACGCAGGGACGGCUGAGACGCGAGGAUGCGGCGGCUGUGUGCUCAUACUGUAGUGUGACCUCCUGUAGCUCACAUGCAGAGUGUUGGACGCUUCCCGUGUCUGUGUGUAGGAAGUGAAGGUUCUUGUACGGUAGUGAUGUAGCAAUAAUAAUAGAAGUGCGCUAUUAGAAAGUCAGAGGACUAAACAAAGUAUGACUCACUAUAAACAAUGUUUUGGCAUCGUCAGCGAUGAUCUCCUGCCGCUGCUAGAACCUGAUGGUCUACACAGGAAAACACCUGAUUCUACUUCAGUCACACACUAAGAAUCAAGUAACAUGACGUUGGACGACUGGGGUUCAAAUCUAAACUAACCAGUACGUCAGUAGGUUUUAAGGACGUUAAAAAGACCAAACAAGCCAGAUGUGAUUCGUGGGAUGUUUUAAAUGAUGGACCUUCUGACCAGGAGACCAUUUGAAUGUUUAUUCUGGCCUUUUCGGGGUCAGGAUGUAGAAGUACAUCACUGUCACAGAUCACCAGCUCAUGGACCCAGCUGGGAGCUGAACCCACCUCAGGUGCGUCCUGUUGUUCCUGCUCCUCUUCUCCAGGUGGAGCGACCGAGCUGAGGAGGCUGCGGAGCUACCGUGCCACUGGCUAUUAUGCAUGCGUGUAAUUGUGGAGGACAUUGUGAUAUUGGAGCAUUGAUGGUACAGAUAUUGAGUUAGUUUUUCUUCUGGCGUGUUUUUGGGUGGGUAAACCUGCAGAGCUUCAUAAUUGGCCGUGAGCACUAAGCAGAGUGACAGCGCCUGCUGGUUUGCUCUAUUAAUAACUGCCUGACUCGCGGGAGGCCUAGGGAUGUGUGCUGGUGUGUUUAUGCCUGAAUCCCGGGUCCAAUGAUGCAGACUGCUUCUGCUGCCUGCUCAAACCUGCCGUACUUCCUCCUGAAUGAAGCGGCGCUGAGGCGCUCUCUCUGAGAUCUGCUUACCUGCAGAGGAUCUCCUCGCAUUAAUGAUGCAUCAUCUCCAGUAAAGCAAACCGCAGUGUUAGCUUUCCUCCACUUUACAUGACUGCUGACAAAGGAAACACAACUGGCUGGUAGAUGAGCGGUGGUUUUAUUUACUUUAGCUGUGGGUUUGACCUUUGUCAGUUCAGGUUUCAGCACCUGAGUCUUAUCUGGUUUAUUUAUCAGGUGCACAAUGUAUUUACAACUAAGACUGAUGGUAGAGAACUGUGCUGCCGCAUCGAAACAAUGGCAGCAGGUCACAUGCGAAACCAGGCCGUGGAAACAAAGGUUGGUACGAGCUCACACCUGAGCUACUAUUUGUAGCUAAAUGAUCAAAACCGUUACAUGAGCUUUUGAGCAAAUUAACUCCAACAUUUACGUCUUGAAUCUUUUACUGUACACUUUCAUAAACAAACAUAACAUUACUGUGUGUUAUACCUUUUGGCAGCUACUGGUUUUGGGUUAAUUCUGCAGUUUGCAAACACUUCUUUGAGCCAUUUCUGUGAACAUUCUGGGUUCUGUUAGAUGAUGACUUGCCCGGACCUGGUUUCCCUCUUAAUGCACAAAGCUAAACACAAUGUCCUUCUCAAUGUGAGUGACUUAUCUCCAUUGGCUGUGGCUUUAGUUAUCAGAGAUCAUCAGUGUGACGCUGUCGGAUGAACAAAUCAGCCCAUGAGUUCCAAGCAGUCGCAGAUUCUUCCCUUCACUCAGGCUUUUGUUGCGUAAGCAUAGUGUUCACCGUGAUGAACUGCCGGUUGUAUCGAGAACGUUGCCAUACAUGGUAGCUUCGAUAGGGUUAACACCGCCAUCACGCAUCCGUCACACUGUCCUGUUUCACUGUGCUUGACCCGACUUGUUCACUUUGCAGUAUUGAAAAAGGAGUGUUUACCUCUCGGAAGGCCGCUGAGCUCAGCCGCUCACUACAGUGCUUUACUAUGAUGUUCAGUAUAUUGGAUCACCUGCGACCCAGUGCUGCACCUUGUUUGCUGAAGUGUAGGCUUCGCUUCUUCACUUCAAACCCUUUAAAGUUGUUCAGGUCUAUAUGUACUGUGGACUGAACCAUGCUUAACAACAGGGUGCUGCAUUGAGGUGCAUUAUUUAUCUGUUACCCACGUGUCUUAACCUAGAACUAGCUCCCUCCUGUCUUUGCAAACCAGUUGUCAGAUAGUGCGUAACAUUCAACUUAUAUCUGCCAUUGUGAUGUGGACAAAGUAGUGUGCAACAAAGUAGUGUGCAACACUGUACUGGUGUUUUCAGGCCUAUAACCUCCCUGACGCUGCUGUGUCUGCGUUGGCCUGUGUCACUGCUGACCUUUCCAGUUCCUUUAACUGUCUUUACACUCACUAUGUUUUUGUAAAAAACAAAGCAACAAAAAAAUAUAUUUAUUGAAGUGUGUUAAAAAAACAAUACAUAUAAUGAAUUAAAUUGACAUUGCUUUUAUUUUGAAAAGCUACGGUGUUUUCUAUAAGAGGACUAAUCUAAACAUAACAAGAGUAUGUAUCCCAGGCUAAAUAAAACGAUCUUUUCUGACCAA